This is a messenger RNA of Myiozetetes cayanensis, 2250 nucleotides long. RefSeq names its product TBCC domain containing 1 (gene TBCCD1). The record is from RefSeq and is a predicted model, not a curated record. Gene Ontology annotation, biological process: maintenance of Golgi location; maintenance of centrosome location. Gene Ontology annotation, cellular component: spindle pole centrosome. Bases 12 to 1697 code for a protein of 561 amino acids. Lineage: Eukaryota; Metazoa; Chordata; Aves; Passeriformes; Tyrannidae. The transcript has 8 exons.
UGGCGGCGGCCAUGGCGGCGGGCCCGGUGCGCCUCUGGGCGCGCACGGAGCCGUUCCUGGCGGGCGCUUUGCCGGCGCCACCGCCCCCCCGCCUCGCCCCGCACUACCUGCGCAAGGCCGCAGCCUACGCCCGCGCCAGGGCCGACCAGGGGUGCUUCCCGCGGCUGCGCUGGCCCCGCUGGCGCCACAUCGCCUGCGGGAAGCUGCAGCUCGGCCGCGACCUCGCCUGGCUCUACUUCGAGCUGUUCCACGGCCUCCUCGGGCCCGACCCGCCCCGCCGUCUCCGCUGGGCCGAGGCGGAGGCCUCCUGUGCCACUGCCGAGGAGCUGGAGCGGGAGAGGAGCAAGCUGUCCGUGGACACGCUGCAGUUCCUGCUGUUCCUGUACUUGCAGCAGCUCCACAGGUUGUCCCUGCGCAGGUCCCUGCUCGGCGAUGAGUGGCCCAGCCCCAGGACCGAACCUCCCGGUUUUCCUGGGAAGUCUGCCAACGGGAAUAAGAACUGGAAUGACCAGGAGCACUGCGCCUUCGUGCAGAGCCACCUCCUGGACAUGCUGGAGCUGCUGCUGGAGCCGGAGCAGCUCUCAGCCUCGUCCCAUUCCAGCUCCAGCAGCCUGGUGUCCCUGGAGGCCCUGAGUGCCCUGAGCCUCCUGCUCGAGGGCUCCGUGGGCGCUUCCCGGGCGGUGCGACCGCUCCACGAGCUGGCCCUGUGCCCGCCCUGCCGGCCCCACAAUGGCUUCUCUGAGGGCACCAGAGCCUUCUCCCUGCCCCGCCUGGAGAGCUGGAUCCGCUCCUGCCUCACUGCCAAUCCCUUGGGAAUGACCGCCUGCAUCAGGGCAGGCAGGAAGCUGGCAUGGGCACAGCAAGUUGAAGGAGCAACCAGGAGAGCCAAGAUUGCCUGCAGUGCCCGGGUGGUGCCCGAGGUGUCCCCCAUGGUGAUCAUGAGCCAGGUGUACAGGCAGACCCUGGCCAAGAGCUCAGACACCCUGGUGGGGGCUCAUGUGAGGAUCCAUCGCUGCAAUGAGUCCUUCAUCUACCUCCUGUCCCCCCUCCGCUCUGUGACCAUCGAGAAGUGCCGGAGCAGCACGUUUGUCCUGGGCCCCGUGGAGAUGUCGGUGCACGUGCAGAGCUGUGACAACGUCAGGGUCAUGGUGGUUUGCCACCGCCUGUCCCUGGCAUCCACCACUGGCUGCACUUUCUACACUCUGACACCCACCCAGCCCCUCAUCCUCUCGGGGAAUCAGGCAGUCAGCUUUGCCCCUUUCCACACCCACUAUCCCAUGCUGGAGGACCACAUGGCUCAGGUGGGCUUGGCCACUCUGCCCAACUACUGGGACAGCCCCAUGUUGGUGUGCAGGGAGAGCAGUGACUCGAGUGUGUUCCGCCUCCUGCCCCCCUCGGACUUCUACACCUUUGUGAUUCCCUUUGAGAUGGAAGGAGACACCAUGGAGACGCCGGGGGGGCUCCCCCAGGAAUACCAGGAGGCUCUGAGGCAGCGGGAGCAGCGGGUCCAGGUGUGGCAGCGCACGGUGAAGGAGGCGGGUCUGACCAAACAGUUUUUAAUCAGGAGGGAUCAGAGGAAACGGCUCCAGAUGUUGGUAGAAAACAAGUUCUAUGAGUGGCUAGUCCAGACGGGGAACCGGCAGCAGCUGGACAGCCUGGUCCCCCUUGCCAUGGGAUCCAAGCAGGCAGCAGGAUAACAUCCCCUUCCUCAGCACAGAAGGAAAGGAAGGAGCUCAGGGAACAGGUAGCAAUACCCCCAACUCAGUUCCCAUUAAGACUUUGUGGCCAUCCUGCCUGGACUCACUGGAUCCAACACCCAGCCUUGGACUGUCUGGCUGCUCUAGGAUUCUUGAUCACUGCUGCCUUCCCAGGAAUGUGCUGUACUUAUCCUGUUGGUGACUGAGAUGGCACUGGAGGAUGAUGAAAUUGUACCUUGUUGCAGAGGUGACGUCAUGGUGGGUGUCCAUGUGUGCAGGUAUCCAGCACACCAGGAUCCUGGGACAAAGCUGGAUGCAGGGCCCUGGGCAUCACCUGCAUUUCAUGGUACAAACCAGCUGCAGUGGUUUUAUAAAUGUGAAAAAGAAGUGUUUGACUAUUUUAUGAAUUCAAUCCAGUAGGUUUUUUUAAUAUGAAAAUGGCACUUAAAUGAUGGGGUUUUUAUGGGACGAACUUUUGUAAGCGCUAGGAUUUUAUGGAAUGAACUUUUGUACAUGGUUGACAACUGUCAAUAAACCAGAGUUCUUGGAUAAA